GGCAUGGGCGCCAAAAUUGUAACCAUUUCCCGCGCUAUCUUGAAAACCCUUUAGCGCCGCACUGAACUCUGAAAUCUGAAUUCUCAGAUCACACUCGCAAUUCACAGAGCGAGAAAAGAGAGAUAGCAAACAGCAAUGGCGGACGCGGAGCCUGUAAGCGGGAGGCGAAGGCCGAGGGGACCAGAGGCCACCGCCCGCAGCGAAGCCCUGGAGCGUCUCAAGGCGCGCCUACGCGGCGGUCGCCGAUCCGACGACACCGGCCCCCAAAUCAGGUUAGAAAACCCUGUCUACGACACCGUCCCCGAGGACGAGUACAACGCCCUCGUCGCCAAGCGCCGCGAACAGGCGCGCUCCUUCAUCGUCGACGAUGAAGGACUUGGCUACGGCGACGAGGGCGAGGAAGAGGACUGGUCGCAGGCCGGAUUCAACCUUUCCGACGACGAAUCCGAAGGCGAAUCGGAGAGGCCCAAACGGAAGAAGGUCGAGAAGAAGGACCCCCAGCCGAAACGGCCUUCUUCUUCGCUCUCCGCCGCCGCCGCCAUGAUGGGCGGCCAGAGACUCUCCUCCAUGUUCACUUCCUCCGUUUUCAAGAAGAGCAGAGAUGACAAAGCCUCCGAAAGCAUCGUCGACGAUGUGAUUGCGGAGUUUGCUCCGGAUGAGACUGAUAGACUCAGGCGUAGAAAGGCUCAAACGAUUUCAUCCAAUGUCGGAUGCAGGGUUAGGGAUAAGCCUUCUGCUGAUUAUUUGAACGCAGCUUCUUUGUUUCCGCCAAGUGCCAAUGCUGAGUCUGUUAAAGUUGUUGUUGAGAGUAACGAUUUUGACUCGGGGUUAGAGCAGAAGUGCGAUGUGGUUAGUGAAGUUCAAGAGUUGGCUUGUGGAAAUGGACAGGGACCAAUGGUGGAAAUGGAACACGAUGAUUGCAAAAUUAACGAGGGUGUAGUUGAGGAGAAAGAGGUGAAGAACGUUGAAAUUGAAGUUAAAACGGGUGCGAAAAAGGAGGUGUUCUCUUUGAAUGCGAAGGUUAAAGAUGAGGAAGAUCCAGCACUGUCUGCGACUGCGGGUUGGAAGGAAGCGAUAAACGGUGCUGGUGGGGUCAACGCUGCUGAUUCGAAGGAUGCUUUGCAGAACCAACAACAAUCGGAGUUUGAUUUGGAGGAAGAUGGGUCAUUGCCUUUCUAUAUAUUAGAUGCCUAUGAGGAGUUUUAUGGGGAAAAUAGGGGUACCCUUUAUCUGUUUGGGAAGGUCAAAACAGGGUGUUUCUAUCAGAGUUGCUGUGUUAUUGUGAAAAACAUGCAGAGGUGUGUCUAUGCAGUUCUAAGCCAUCCUUUGCAUCGCACUGAAGAGAUGAGGAGUCUCGAGAGAGAUGUCCAAGAGUCUCGUGUUUCUUCUGCAGACUUCUUUAAAAAGCUGCAGGACAUGGUGUCUGAUGUUAAGAAUGAGAUAGCACAGCAUCUGGUGAAUUUGGAAGUUUCUAACUUUAGCAUGGCGCCUGUUAAGAGGAAAUAUGCAUUUGAACGAUCUGAAAUACCUGCAGGUGAAAAUUAUGUGGUGAAAAUCAAUUAUUCAUUUAAGGAUCCAGUACUUCCAGGAGAUCUCAAAGGAGAAAAUUUUUGUGCUCUCUUAGGAACAGGUUGCAGUGCGCUCGAGCUUUUCCUGAUUAAAAGAAAGAUAAAGGGGCCUUCAUGGUUACAGGUUUCAAAGUUUUCUACAAGUCAAAGGGUUAGCUGGUGCAAAUUUGAAGUGACCGUUGACUCUCCUAAAGACAUAAAGAGUUCAGCUCCUUCAAAAAUCACUUCUAAGAUUCCUCCUGUGGUUGUUGCAGCGAUGAGCUUGAAAACAAUCAUAAAUGAAAAACAGAACACAAAUGAGAUUGUAUCGGCAUCCAUUAUAUGUUGCAAUAUGGUUAAGAUUGACACUCCUAUGUUGGCUUCAGAGUGGAAGAGGCCUGGAAGGCUGACCCAUUUUACUGUUAUUCGUAAACUUGAUGGGAAUAUAUUUCCGAUGGGAUUCAAUAAGGAGGUUACGGACAAAAACUUAAAAGCUGGUUCAAAUGUUCUGUGUGCUGAAAGCAGUGAAAGAGCAUUGUUAAAUCGCUUGAUGUUAGAAUUACACAAGUUGGAUAGUGAUGUUCUUGUUGGACAUAAUAUUUCUGGAUUUGACCUGGAUGUUCUUCUCCACAGAUGCCAGAUGCAGGCUCUCAAAGUAGGAAGCAACACGUGGUCUAGACUAGGCCGCCUCAACCGUUCUAAAAUGCCUAAACUUGGAAGAAGAGGCAAGACUUUUGGUGCUGGAGCAGAUCCUGGUAUCAUGUCUUGCCUUGCUGGUCGGCUUCUUUGUGAUACCUACUUGUGUUCCCGGGACCUAUUAAAGGAGGUUAGUUAUUCUUUAACUCACCUUGCAAAAUCACAUCUGAACAAGUUUCGGAAGGAAGUUGCUCCACAUGAAGUUCCAAAAAUGUUCCAAGCAGCAGAAUCCCUAAUGGAACUUAUUGAAUACGGUGAAACAGAUGCGUGGUUGUCUAUGGAACUCAUGUUUUAUUUAAGUAUUCUUCCGCUCACACGUCAGCUAACUAAUAUAAGUGGUAAUCUUUGGGGAAAAACUCUUCAGGGUGGUCGAGCACAGAGAGUGGAGUAUCUUUUGCUGCAUACUUUUCAUUCAAUGAAAUAUAUGGUGCCAGACAAGUUCUCAAACCAUGCAAAAGAAACAAAAUUGACGAAACGCAAAGUCACUAAUGAUGUUGAGGAUAGCAACUUUGAUGUAGAUAUUGACGAUGCAAACUAUGACAAUGAUGCUUCUGAAGCUGAUCAUAAGAAAAGCAAAAAGGGUCCUUCUUAUGCCGGGGGAUUGGUUUUGGAGCCAAAGAAGGGUCUAUAUGACAAAUAUAUAUUGCUUCUGGACUUCAACAGUCUUUAUCCUUCUAUUAUUCAGGAAUACAAUAUUUGCUUCACAACUGUUGAAAGAUCUUCGGACGAAUCUUUUCCUCGUCUACCAUCUAGUAAAACAACUGGAGUCUUGCCAGAGGUGCUGAAAAAUUUGGUCGAGCGGAGGAAGAAGGUAAAGUCGUGGAUAAAGAAUGAAAAAAAGAAGAAUGAAAAAGCUGAUCCUAUUAGAGUUCAGCAACUGGAUAUUCAACAGCAAGCACUGAAACUUACUGCAAACAGUAUGUAUGGGUGCCUGGGAUUUUCCAAUUCAAGAUUCUAUGCUAAGCCGUUAGCCGAGCUCAUAACACUACAAGGAAGGGAGAUACUACAGAGUACUGUUGAUCUUGUUCAGAAUAACUUGAAUUUAGAGGUUAUCUAUGGCGAUACUGAUUCAAUAAUGAUUUACAGCGGGCUAGAUGAUAUUGAGGAAGCAAAUAAAAUUGCUGCAAGAGUUAUUCAAGAGGUCAACAAGAAAUAUAAAUGCUUGGAAAUUGAUCUUGAUGGUUUAUACAAAAGGAUGUUGCUUCUUAAGAAAAAGAAGUAUGCAGCUGUAAAGUUGAUGUUUAGAGAUCGCACCCCAUACGAGGUUAUUGAACGUAAAGGUCUUGACAUUGUUCGUCGUGACUGGAGUUUGUUAGCUAAAGAAUUAGGAGAUUUUUGCUUGACUCAAAUUUUGUCGGGAGGGUCAUGUGAAGAUGUCGUGGAGUCAAUCCACAACUCUCUCACGAAGGUACAAGAAGAAAUGAGGAACGGACAAGUACCAUUAGAGAAAUAUGUUAUUACAAAGACAUUGACCAAACCUCCUGAAGCUUACCCCGAUGCCAAGAACCAGCCACAUGUUCUUGUGGCACAAAGAUUGAGGCAACUAGGUUACUCUUCUGGCUGCUCUGUUGGUGAUACAAUCCCUUAUAUAAUUUGCUAUGAGCAGGGUGGUGCUUCAGGCAGUGCAGCUGGCAUUGCACAACGUGCCCGACAUCCUGAUGAACUUAAACAAGAACAAGGGACUUGGUUGAUUGACAUUGAUUACUAUUUAUCACAACAGAUCCAUCCUGUGGUAUCCCGUCUUUGUGCAUCAAUUCAGGGCACAAGCCCAGAAAGACUGGCUAAUUGUUUAGGGCUUGACUCGUCAAAGUAUCAUCAUAAAUCAAGUGAAGCUUUAAAUGAUGAUUCUAUAAACUCACUUUUGUUGGUUGCUGAUGAUGAGGAAAGGUAUCGAAGAUGUGAGCCGUUGAUCUUGACAUGCCCCAGCUGCUUUGGUACAUUUGACUGUCCACCCGUCUUUAAAUCUAUUUGUUGUUUGUUGGGAAGUGAAAAACCAGCUGGUGUAAUUUCGGAGGAAUCUGACUACAAUUUCUGGCGUAAGCUGUGCUGUCCUAAAUGCCCAGAAGAUGUUAAAAUUUCUCCUGCAAUGAUAUCUAAUCAGGUCAAAAGGCAAGCAGAGAGGUUUGUUUUAAUGUACUAUAGAGGUUUACUAAUGUGUGACGAUGAAACGUGCAAGCAUACGACGCGAAGUAUCAGCCUUCGGUUGGUUGGUGAUUCUGAGAGAGGAACUGUAUGUCCAAAUUAUCCUCGCUGCAACGGGCGAUUACUGAGACAGUACACGGAAGCAGACUUGUACAGGCAGCUUUCAUAUUUUUGCCAUGUGUUCGAUACUGUUUCUUGCAUAGAAAAGAUGGAGACAAAAUCCAGAAUACCAAUAGAGAAGGAGUUGAUAAAAAUUAGGCCGAUGAUUGAUAUGGCAGCAUCAACAGCACAGAAGAUCAGGGACCGUUGUGCCUUUGGGUGGGUGAGGCUGCAAGAUCUGGUCAUUGCAGUUUAAUUUGUAUUUUUGGUGCCAAAUUCGGUUUGUGUAGUGUAAACCAGACAUUGUCAUUGAUGUGUCAAUGCGGGCUAAAAGGAUGUAAUCGUUAAGAAAAAGUUUUGGUCAAAGUUCGAAGGAUCAAUAAGCCUACUGGAUCAGUAUCUGUUUGAAUUGAGGAAGUUUGUUGAUCAAAUCAUGAGCAUGAAGGUGUAUUUCAUUUGUUUUAUAAGAAACGUGGGAGAAUGAAUGAUCGGAAAGCAAGAAAGUGUAUUUCAAUUGUCUA
This is a messenger RNA of Cajanus cajan (pigeon pea), 5005 nucleotides long. It is a transcript of the gene ICU2, whose product is annotated as DNA-directed DNA polymerase. The record is from RefSeq and is a predicted model, not a curated record. Gene Ontology annotation, molecular function: single-stranded DNA binding; chromatin binding; nucleotide binding. Gene Ontology annotation, biological process: mitotic DNA replication initiation; lagging strand elongation; leading strand elongation. Lineage: Eukaryota; Viridiplantae; Streptophyta; Magnoliopsida; Fabales; Fabaceae. Gene Ontology annotation, cellular component: alpha DNA polymerase:primase complex.